AUGGAGACUAUGAUAUGGCAUCACUAUGAUUGGGAUGGCGUCUACCCUAGAUGCGCCAGAGACUGGGAGGUGUAUGAUUUCUAUCUGUCCCUCCCUGAGCUCCAAGCCUCCCUCCACGAACUCUGGGAUGACUGGCUCUCGAAGCAGCCCCCGGGCUACACCUUCAACCCCUGGUUAAACCACUGCAUAUGGGUUCUCUCCCUUGUAGAGUGCGAGCCUCUCAGGUGGUGCUACAACCGCCCCAACGCGAACAAGGAGACUUGGAACGAGACUGCUCAUCUUGUCCGUCUGCUCGUGCGAUGGCAGGUCGUGUAUAGGAUCAUGGCGCAGGCUGAAGAUGGGCCCUUGGAUGGGGAGAGCCGCAUCAUCUUUGUGCGCAACACCCUCGCCAUCGUUGCUGUCUGGGCUAAACUUCAGUUCUCUGGGCCGGCAACGAUUCGUCACGUCAGGGGGACGUUGACUCCUCCGUCGCUUCGGUAA
This is a messenger RNA of Fusarium keratoplasticum, 480 nucleotides long. RefSeq lists its product as uncharacterized. The coding region runs from base 1 to 480 and encodes 159 amino acids. The record is from RefSeq and is a predicted model, not a curated record. The transcript has a single exon. Lineage: Eukaryota; Fungi; Ascomycota; Sordariomycetes; Hypocreales; Nectriaceae.